ACGGCCAUUUCCGGUAUUCCGUCGCGCAGACGGACGCUCCGCGAGUGUUGUAAGUGUUGCGGAACUGAGUUUUCGCUUGGAAUUUACGUGUCAAGUGUGAGUGUAAUGCGAUAUUGGGACAACGCAUGACAUUUAUCGUCACAUUAAAAGUGCGGGCGGAUCUCAGUGGUCGCAGCGUAAUGUGUGUGAAUACAUCGCGGACGUGUCGCGCGACGAGCCCCCGUAGCGCGGUGUGUAAAUAGCGCGUAGUGGUCGUUUGCGCACGCCCGGCGCGCAUCCGCGGCAUCCAGAUGAACGCGGGAUCACGGCAGGCGGUCGCGAGGGCCACGAGGGGAUUAUAGUGCGCAAGCGCGCGCGAACGAGGAAGAAAGAAGAAGAGAGAAAAGGAAAAAAAAAGAAAGAGAUCGACUGUGAGUGCUCGCAGAUAACCGCGGUGAUCUAUUUGACGGUACUUCAGCGAGGGUGCGAAGCGACAAACGUUGGUGACAACAAAGGGAACGCGCGGCAUUGGCUGUGUUGAUCAACGCAAAAAGGCGACGCAUAGGUGGCCGCAACGGUUCGGUGAACUUGGGGCCACCCCGUGAUGGACGGCGCGAACGUGAAUGGCGGGAACGCCGAAGCCCCGCGCGAGGAUUCUAACCUCGAAAACAGUGACGCGACUGUACUGACGGCGGAGACGCGGGAUUCUCUAAGUAGUAAGACGCAGUCCUCGGCCGACGGCAACGCGGAAGCGCAAGAAGUCAACGGCGACGUGAAAGGUUCAUCUAGGAAACCCGGCGCGGUGUCCUUGCGCAGGAAGAUGAGGAAGUCCAAGGCCAAUUCCACGAGCACCGUCGAGAGCGACGGAGCGGAGACUCUCGGUGUGAGCACACGCAAGCGUAAACAUUCGGAGUUUGAUGACGCCAGCUCCGAAGACUCGGAGUUCAACGGCUUUGAUUCCCAAGUGCUCGAAUUGCAGCCUGGAAGUCUAGUUCUGAAGAAACUCAUUGCUGAGGCAGAAAUAGCGGAAGCCCAAUAUGUGAAACGUAUAAGAUAUUCAAACAGGAGCUUUGACGGUAGAGAGAAGAAGGAGGACGAUCAAGAUAUCGAUGACAUGAGAGCCUAUAUUUAUGAGACAGAUAGCUUAGAGGAUGUAGGCAAAGUUAAAAAGGAAUCUGACAAAUCGGAAACAGAUUCUAUGGAUAUAUCGAAUAGUAUAGAUUCAGAAGCAGAGCCGAGUAAAAUCGAAGAUAUUUCUAUGAGAUCAGCGAACUCGUCAUCAGCUGCUAGCAGUCCAUCUGCAGCGUCGCAAAGGUCGAAAAGCAGUCGCUUUUCGCGCGGUCUCAGUCCAGGAGGAAAGCACAGAAGUCCCAUUGAUAUGUCGAAUCCGUUAUAUAAGGAGCCAUUUAAAUAUGGAUGGAAACGAGAAUUAGUAUUUAGAGCCACUAAUGACUCUGCCUUCAAGAGGAUGGCUGAUAUAUAUUAUUAUACACCAAAGGGCAAGAAGGUCAGAAGUUUUAGAGAAGUUGCAGAAUCUCUUAAUUCGAAGGAAUUAACCAUCGACAACUUUACAUUUUUCAAAGAACCCAUUGGUCUUGAUGAUCCUGAGAAGGAGAUUAUUCGAGAUGCCAAAAGAAUACGAGGUUCAGGAGGAUACACCACAGGAAGAAAAUCUUUUGGUAGAAAAUCAAUAGCAGCGAAGAAACCGGUGCCGGAACCUGUCGUUAAAAAACCGGUACAGGAACCUGUAACGAGGAGAUCGGCACAGGAAUCUGCAGCAAGAAAGUCAGUACAGGAGCCUCUUGCUUCUGUUCCGGCACCUGCUCCUGCACCUACACCUGCACCUACCCCUGCGACAGAAGCUUCAAAACUAACUCCACCUGUAUCAGUGCCUACAAGAGCUGCCACGAAGGCGAAAGCUUCGACAUCUCCGGCGUAUAAAACAAAAGCAGCUGCAAAGAAAACCCCUCAGAUAACAGAGAUGAAAUCAGCUGCUGAAGAGCCUGAGAUGCUUCCUCCUCAGCGGAGUACACCAAAUACAAGGAGGAAUCAGCAAGCAGUAGAGAAGGUUACCUCAGUUAAAACCAAAAGAUUACUAACGCCCAAAGUUCAAGAGCCGUGCAGCAUAAGAUGUUCUACAAGUAUGGGAUUAAUACCAAGUUUACAAUGUCGAGUCUGUCUCUGUUUAUAUCAUCCUGAGUGUGUUGAUGGCAUGGAGUUUGCAGGCAGUGAUGAAUAUGUCUGCAAGAAUUGUCAGCCGGAUACUAAAGAAUCUCAUACGUCAAACAAUCCAUCUUUGACACCACCUCCGUUGAUCCCAAUUAGCAUGUUAGGUGCCCAAAAUACGAAAUCGAAACAUCAAACUAAUUCGGCGCCGCCGAAAUUGCAAAGAAUCCCAAAGUCCGACGGUGCGGACACGCAAACGAGAAACUCUUCCAGAAUUUCCAAAACGCCAUCGAACGUAGGUUCCAAAACGAUGUCGAACGCGUCUUCGAACGUGGAUAGAACAGAAGCCGCUUGGUUCCCGCAAACGGAGAACGAGUUCUUGCAAAGUCACGACGGUGACGUGCCGAAACCAGCUCAGAAUAUUGCUGUGAUGGGCGGCAAAAGGUACAUAGUAGUGCCGAAAAAUAAUGCAAUGGCUGUUCAACCUGCUAGAGUGAAACCGGACAAGAUCGGCGACAAGCCGCCAAUUCUUCCAGACGGUUCACUUACUGAUAUUUCGAACACGGUGGACAAUUCCGCGGUGAAGUCACGCACGGUUCCGCCGAAAUCGUUGAAUGACGAUCCACCCGAAAAAGCAAAUAUUACGCCGGACGAAGAGAUAACAAAAGAUGAUUCGACGCUUUCGACAGACUUUGCAUCUGCUAUCACUGAGACUGAAACGUUCGAUAGCAAAGAUAACAAGGAUGAUAAAGAUAAUUCUCCCAAAGAAGAUCAAUCGAUUGAAGAUAUAUCGGUUGAAAAUGAAUCUUCCACUGCCAGCAUUGUAGAUUGUGUGCCUGAAAAGGAAAAUGCAGAUUUAAAUUGCAAAUCGCCUGACAAUAAGUCUGCAUGCACACCGACAUCUAUAGCGAGUACUGCAAACACUAUUGACGAAGCAAAUGUUGAAAUAAUUCAAACAGACGACCAACAGUUAUUAUCAAGUAAAGAGGGUACAGUAAAAAAGGUUAAGCAUAGCAAAAGGAAGCAAAUGUCUCAGCAGGAGACGGAGCAGCAGCAAAAUUUCAUGGGCUCAGUUUGCGCCGGUUAUCACGCUCUAUUGCGUAUAUUUCAAUAUCUUAAAGUUCAAGAGCUGCUGCGCGCCGCGCGAGUAUGCAAAAUGUGGCGUGAUCUCGCGGCACACCCGUCUCUGUGGAAGACCGUGCGCAUGAAGAACAGCCAGGUGACUGAUUGGGACGGUCUGGCAGACACGUUGCAGAGACGCGGUACGCAGCAUCUUGAUCUUAGAAAGAUGUUGGUAUCCGGCGAAUCCGACAACAUUUGGCGGAAGUUCUUAACCGUCAUACCGCGCGUUACCAGUCUCGUUAAGCUCGAGCUGUGCAGAUGCCCGGUCAUAGUGGUCGAAGAGGUCCUCAAGAGCUGUCCACAAUUGGAGGUGCUGAGCGCGAUGGCGAUUAAGUGUGAUUCUCUCACCUUGGAAUCGGUUGGGAAUCUGAAACGGUGCCAGGAACUGAGACUUAAGGCAAUCAGCGGGAUGUCGUUGCAGCAAGAUCUUACACCUUUACAAGAUCUGACGCAUCUAAUGCAUCUGAGUUUGACGUCGGUUAAAGAACUUGGGAAGAAGAAAAUUGACGUUAUACAGACAUUGACAAAUCUGGAAACAUUGGAGUUGGGCGAAUGCUCCGAUUUCCCUGACAAAUUCGGAACCACCGUUCUGAUUAAAUUAAGCAAAUUGGAACGUUUGAGACUCGAAAAGGGUCAAGGAUCUUGCUGUACAUUCGACAUUCUCGAAGGCGUAUCGAAAUUAGAGAAUCUUAAUCAGAUGGAGCUGGUCAAUUUUGACGUGAAGAAUGGUUUCGACAAGUGUCUCGCCAAUUGCAAGAAUAUUAAAAGGUUACUGAUCAUACCAACUUACAUAUCCCAGUCGGCGACGUCCAACAACAUGGUGCUCGGUGGUGUCACAGAGCUGUCGAACAAUUUGACGCAUUUCGUAUGGGGCGUCACGCUCGAGUUACUCAGGGUCACAGAAUUGUUCGUCGAUCAAUGCAAUCUCAUGAGCAAGCAGGUUACCGGAGAUUCUAUACCAGUCUUAAAGCCAGUCCCCUGCUUAAGAUUGAUCGCGGACGUCGAGGAUGAAAAUGACUACCAAAAAAGCGAUGACAAGCAGCAGCCACACCAAACGAGUCCGCAAGUCGACAUUUUACCGUUGCCUCAAUUACAGAAGCUUCUUUUGACUGCAUUACCCAAGACACGAGUUAAGAUCUUGAAGAUACCCUUCCAUGCCACAUGGCGGCAAAGCAUUUCCGAUACCGCGGCGCAAUAAAAGCGAACGAGGUGAUAUGAGCUGAUAUGAAAUUAAUAGAUGGGGCAAUUAGAAACUUAUGUGACAUAUGUGCAAGAGUUGGAAAGUUAAACUCUUUUUGUAAAGUUAAACUCUAUACUGUGUCUGUGCUCCAAUAUUUGCGAGUUUGAAUGAAGAAAGUAACUUUUAUAUAUACAUAUAUAUGUGUAUGUAUGUAUACAUAUAUUUAUGUAUCAUGAGUCUUAUAAUCUUCAAUCAUCAAUACCCUUUAUAACGUAUGGGUACACACUGUACAGCAAUGGCAUCCACUGCGGUAUAUUUAAUGCUCUUGUGAUAAAUACGCGGGACCAUACAUAUUAAGCGUCAUCCGCGACGUAAAAUGACGCGGGCCGGCAACACUGUCUGUGUGUGUGUGUGUGGAUUAAUUUAAUCAAAUAAAACACUGAAUUUUAUAUAUCAAAAUUUUGUAUAUCGAUGCUGUUUCGCACACUAACUGUGGAAAAGUGGUACAGAUUUGUACUUUGUCAAAGUUGCUGCAAUGUGUACCUGCGUUGAAGAAUGAAUUUAUGCAAUUUUUUAAAACAUCAGUUUCUGAUCAAUUUAAAUUUUGUUUCUUUAUAUCAUAAAUAUUAAUUUAACUGGUUAAUCUCUUACCUUUUGCUGUUUUAAUAAAAAUUUUCUUUUGAUAUUACAUAUUAUAAAAUAAAUCUUAUAUAA
Messenger RNA from Linepithema humile (Argentine ant), 5161 nucleotides. Its product is annotated as uro-adherence factor A. The record is from RefSeq and is a predicted model, not a curated record. Lineage: Eukaryota; Metazoa; Arthropoda; Insecta; Hymenoptera; Formicidae. Gene Ontology annotation, molecular function: DNA binding; protein binding.